This is a messenger RNA of Myotis lucifugus (little brown bat), 809 nucleotides long. Its product is annotated as phospholipase A2, membrane associated-like. NCBI's taxonomy places the organism in Eukaryota, Metazoa, Chordata, Mammalia, Chiroptera, Vespertilionidae. Gene Ontology annotation, biological process: negative regulation of T cell proliferation; phospholipid metabolic process; lipid catabolic process. The record is from RefSeq and is a predicted model, not a curated record. Bases 46 to 480 code for a protein of 144 amino acids. The transcript has 5 exons. Gene Ontology annotation, molecular function: phospholipid binding; calcium ion binding.
CUUGGAGCUAUUAACACCAGCAUUCUCUGAGAGAGGACUGUCCACAUGAACACCCUUCUAUUGUUGGCCUUGACCAUGGCCUUUGGCCUGCUGCAGACCCACGGGAGUUUGCAGAAUCUCAGCGAAAUGAUUCGGUUGGCGACAGGAAAGAUUGCUGUGUGGGGUUAUGGCUUCUAUGGUUGCUACUGUGGCGUGGGCGGCCGAGGAUCCCCCUUGGAUGCAACAGAUUGGUGCUGCGCCGAACAUGACUGUUGCUACGAACAUCUGGAGAAGUGGGGAUGUGGCACCAAGUCAGUGAACUACAACUCUACUUACGAAAAGGGCCAAAUCAUCUGUGGGGAUCAGGAUUACUGUCGCAGGCAGGUGUGUGAAUGUGAUAAAGCAGCUGCCUCCUGUUUUGCGAGAAACCUGAACACCUACAAUAAAGAGUACCAAUUCUACAACAACUGGAACUGCCAACUGGGAAAACUCCAGUGCUGAGGUCCCGCCCCCGGAAGCCUCGCCUCCCGCCUCCCACGCUGAGCUUCCCUCUCUGGCCCCCACCCCUCCCCGCCCUGGCUCGUUCCUGGCAAAGAAGGAAACACCCCUCUCCCAUCCCAGAGACAAGCCAGGAGCCCCUUGACCCCCAGAGAGAAGCCUUCCUUCCAGAAUGAGAAGCCCCGGGGCAUGUGGCCUGGCGCCUUUCCCCUCUUCCUUGGGAGGCAGGAGAUGUCCCGUCCACACUGCUCUCCAAGUCCUGCUUCCUGCUUAGCUGUGGCGGCUACAUUCCCAGGGUCUCCUCUAAAUAAAGCAAUUAGUUCAUUGGCAAA